Mustela erminea (ermine) is the source of this 4166-nucleotide messenger RNA. RefSeq lists its product as uncharacterized. The record is from RefSeq and is a predicted model, not a curated record. Gene Ontology annotation, molecular function: carboxylic ester hydrolase activity. The transcript is spliced from 26 exons. NCBI's taxonomy places the organism in Eukaryota, Metazoa, Chordata, Mammalia, Carnivora, Mustelidae. Gene Ontology annotation, cellular component: intracellular membrane-bounded organelle. Bases 114 to 3590 code for a protein of 1158 amino acids.
ACUCCCAGCAGAGCCUUAAACUUCAGACCUGGUCAGGACACUCCCUGAACUGCAGCAGGAAGGGCCCCUGGGCAGUCUUUGGGUGAAAAACAGCGGUGUGCUGCGAGUAGACAAUGCUGCUGGACCGACUUUGCCUGCGGCUGAACGCUGUGGUCUGUGGGCUCCUGCUUUUCCUCGUCCUGGGCCAGGGCCAGGAUUCUGCCAGCCCCGUCCGGACCACACACACAGGGCAGGUGCGAGGGAGCCUCGUCCACGUGAAAGACACUGAUGUGGGGGUUCACACCUUCCUGGGAAUUCCCUUUGCCAAGCCGCCUCUAGGACCCCUGCGAUUUGCACCCCCCGAGCCUCCUGAACCUUGGAGUGGUGUAAAGGAUGGGACCUCCCACCCAGCCAUAUGUCCGCAGAACAUCACAGUCUUCAACAUGAUGGCUAUGAAGCUGAUGAACUUGAGCCUGCCCUUGAUCUCCAUGUCUGAAGACUGCCUGUUCCUUAACAUCUAUACGCCUGCCCACGCCCAUGAAGGCUCCAGUCUGCCGGUGAUGGUGUGGAUCCAUGGUGGCGGGCUUGUGGUGGGCAUGGCUUCCAUGUAUGACGGCUCGGUGCUGGCGGCCUUUGAGGACGUGGUGGUGGUCACUAUCCAGUACCGCCUGGGUAUUCUGGGCUUCUUCAGCACUGGAGAUAAGCAUGCCCCUGGCAACUGGGGUUACCUGGAUCAGGUGGCUGCGCUACGCUGGGUCCAGCAAAAUAUUGCUUCUUUCGGAGGAGACCCUGGCCAUGUCACCAUUUUCGGCGAGUCCGCGGGUGGCACAAGCGUGUCCUCCCAUGUUGUGUCCCCCUUGUCCCAAGGACUCUUCCAUCGUGCCAUCAUGGAGAGCGGUGUGGCCCUGUUGCCCGGCCUCAUUGCCAGCUCAGCCGAUGCAGUGUCUCCGAUGGUGGCCAACCUGUCUUCCUGUGGCCAGGUUGACUCAGAGGCCCUGGUAGGCUGUCUGCGGGGCAAAACUGAAGAGGAGCUUCUGGCCAUCCAACAGCCUGUCAUGAUCAUCCCUGGCGUAGUGGAUGGGACCUUCCUGCCCAGGCACCCCCAGGAGCUGCUGGCCUCCGCUGACUUUCAACCUGUCCCCAGCAUCAUUGGUGUCAACAACGAUGAGUAUGGCUGGAUCAUCCCCACGUUCAUGAACAGCUCUGAGACCUGGAAGGAAAUGGACAGAGAGACCGUGAAGGCCAUUCUGCAGCAAAUGUUGACAAUGUUGAUGUUGCCUCUUGAGUCUGUUGACCUGUUGAUGGAGGAGUACAUGGGGGACAGUGGGGACCCCCAGACCCUCCGAGCUCAGUUCCAUGAGAUGAUGGGGGAUGCCAUCUUCGUGAUCCCUGCACUCCAAGUAGCCAAUUUUCAGCGCUCACACGCCCCGGUCUACUUCUACGAGUUCCAGCAUCAGCCCAGUUUCCUCAAGGACAUCAAGCCGCCCCAUGUGAGGGCAGACCACGGUGAUGAGUUACUUUUUGUCUUUGGAACCAUCUCUUGGAAAGGCUACAUUGAAGUCACAGAGGAAGAAAAGCUGUUGAGCAGGAGAAUGAUGAAGUACUGGGCCAACUUUGCUCGAAAUGGGAACCCUAAUGGCGAGGGUCUGCCCCACUGGCCCGUGUUGGACCAGGAAGAGCAGUUCCUGCAGCUGAGCACACAGCCUGCAGUGGGCCGGGCCCUGAAGGCCCACAGACUUCAGUUCUGGACGAAGACCCUACCCCAGAAGAUACGGGAGCUGAUGGAGGCAGAGGAGAAGCACACAGAGCUGUUGAGCACACAGGACCUGGUGGAGUUCCCUGGGGUGGGGCCUUACCAUACCUUCCACUACUUCUGUUCCCAGUUAGUUGUGAGGAGCAUGGGGACAGUGGUACAGAGUGGGUCCAGGGUCCUACCCUGGGUGGCCUGGCUGCUCCUGGUGUUCCCUGUCACAGCCACUGGGCCUGAGGUCACACGGCCUGAAGUGGACACCACCCUGGGCCGCGUGCGAGGCCGGCAGGUGGCCGUGAAGGGCACAGACCGCCUGGUGAAUGUCUUCCUGGGCAUCCCGUUCGCCCAGGCACCGCUGGGGCCCGGCCGGUUCUCAGCCCCACGCCCGGCACAGCCCUGGCAGAAUGUGCGAGACGCCAGCACUGCCCCUGCCAUGUGCCUGCAAGAUCUGGAGAGAGCAGAAAAUGUCAGAUUUGUGUUGAAUGGAAAGCACCAGCUCUUCCCUGUUUCAGAGGACUGCCUCAUCCUCAACAUCUACAGCCCAGCUGAAGCCACUGCAGGGGCCGGCCGGCCGGUCAUGGUGUGGUUCCAUGGAGGCUCUCUGGUGGUUGGCGCUGCCACCUCCCAAGACGGGUCAGCCCUAGCUGCCUACGGAGAUGUGGUAGUGGUCACUGUCCAGUACCGUCUGGGCUUCCUCGGCUUCCUCAGCACUGGGGACGAGCAUGCACCUGGCAACUGGGGCUUCCUAGAUGUCGUGGCUGCUCUGCAGUGGGUGCGGGGGAACAUCUCCCCCUUUGGAGGUGACCCCAACUCUGUCACCAUCUCAGGCACCUCUGCUGGCUCCUGCAUCGUCUCUGCCCUGGUCCUGUCCCCGCUGGCCGCAGGACUGUUCCACAGAGCCAUCGCACAAAGUGGAGUCAUCACCAUCCCAAAUUUACUGGAUUCUAACCCAAGGGUCCUGGCUCAGGGCUUUGCAGACUCCCUGGGCUGCCGCUCCACCUCCUCGGCUGAGAUGUUGCAGUGCCUCCGGCAGAUGCCAAAGGAAGAGCAGAUCCUUAACAUAAAGACGAACAUGACAGCGUUCUACACCAUUGAUGGAACCUUCUUUCCCAAGAGGCCCAUGGAACUCUUGAGGGAAAGACACUUCCACUCUGUGCCCUUCCUCAUGGGGUUCAACAAUCAUGAGUUUGGCUGGCUCAUCCCCAGGGGCUGGGGUUUCCUGGAUAAGAUGGAACAGUUGAGCAAAGAAGAAAUAUUGGCCCUACUGAGACCCUACUUGGCCGAUUUGGAUGUGCCCCCUGAGGUGAUACCCAACAUUAUAGACGAAUACCUAGGCAGCAUUUCUGAUGCAGAAGCCAAACGCAAUGCUUUCCAGGAGUUUCUAGCUGACAUGAUCAUCAUCUUACCUGCCAUGAAUUUCUCUAGAAGCCUCCAAGAUUCCGGAGUCCCCAUCUUUUUCUAUGAGUUCCAGCAUCGACCCAGUUCUUUCGCGAAGAUCAAGCCGGAGUGGGUGAGGGCUGACCAUGGGGCUGAGCUAGCCUUCAUGUUCGGGGGUCCUUUCCUCAUGGACGAGAGCUCCCUGCUGGCCUUUCCAGAAGCUACAGAGGAGGAGCAGCAGCUGAGCCUCACUAUGAUGGCUCAGUGGACCCAGUUUGCCAGGACAGGGGACCCCAAUGGUGAGGGGCUGCCUCUGUGGCCCUCCUACAACCAGCUGGGGCAAUACCUGGAAAUCAGCCCGACACCACGAGUUGGCCACAAGCUGAGAGAAGCCCGAAUGCAUUUCUGGACGGAGACACUUCCUGCCAAGAUCCAGCAGUGGCAGCAGACACAGAAGGGCAGUAAGGCCCUGGGGGAGCUCUGAGGGGUGGCACAGUCCCAGCAACGCAGCUUCUUCCUCCUUCUGCUAAGAAACUUUAGCUUAAACCAAGCUGAUGUACAGACAUGUCCCUGAAAGAAUCAGCCCCUCCACGACUAGCAUUGUGCUCCGUUGAAAUGUCACCUGCUGCCUUCUGCAAGGGCCUUUGUACAGACUCUUCCAUCUUCCUGAAGUGCCUUUCCCCCUUACUUCACGGUUAGUCACAGAUUAUUCUUCAAGCCGGGGAUCCCCUUCCUCCAAGAAGCUUUCCCUGCCUUCUUUGGGCCUAAGUCUGUGUCCAUUACAGUAUAGUCCACCCCAGACUAGCACUGUCUGUGUCUCUUUCACUUCUAUGAAGAUGGCAGUCAGCCUGACCCUGCUCUGUGUCUCCCACACAAGGGUCAGGCAGGACCUGGAAUCAGGGAUGUUUGAUGAACGAGUAAAAGAGAGUAUGAGAAUGGCGGCUGCUGGAUGUGAAACCAGGCUCUUCAGCCACCGAAGCUAUGCUCAGGGGUGCCUGGGUGGCUCAGUGGGUUAAGCCUCUGCCUUCGGCUCAUGUCAUGAUCUCAGGGUCCUGGGAUC